This is a messenger RNA of Telopea speciosissima, 683 nucleotides long. RefSeq lists its product as uncharacterized. The record is from RefSeq and is a predicted model, not a curated record. Bases 186 to 488 code for a protein of 100 amino acids. The transcript has 3 exons. Lineage: Eukaryota; Viridiplantae; Streptophyta; Magnoliopsida; Proteales; Proteaceae.
GGGAUAGGCACAUCAGAAUAAUCAUGAGAAAGCAACCUCUCUUUCAGUGUAAUUUGUCUCUGUAAAGCGAAAACUUCGCCAUCCCUUAUCAGACGCUGAAAAGGAAAACUCAGAAACGCAUUCACCUCGGCCUCUCUCUCUCUCUCUCUCUUUCUAUUACUUUCUCCUUCUUUGGCUCUGUUUGGAUGGCCACCGCAAGAGGGAGACGAGCGGCCAUGAUUACUCUCGCCCGGUCUUCAAUCUCGGUGGCCAUUUUAAUGGCGUUUCUAUGCCCAUUAAUCCAAGCUUCUCGUCCCAGUUUUCAUGGUGAAAGGGAGAUGAUAGAAGCAGACAAAGCCUCACUGGUUAGUAAAGGACCCGAAACCCUUCUGUUUCAGAUGCAUCAUCAAAACAGAGGAUCUUCUUCAAGCUCUGUUUUAGAAUCAGAAAGGCAAGUCCCAACUGGGCCUGACCCUCUUCACCACAACGGCUUCCCUUCAAGACCAUGACAGUUCUCCAUCGUCACACUUCUUAUGAUGUUUAUUUAUAAUGAAAACUAAUGUGGGUUUUGCUUUAACUUAUCAAAUGUAGGUUCUGAAGAGUUCUCCAUUUCUGGUUUUUCUUCUUCUUCUUGUACAAAUGAGAUUUUAAGGGAGAUAGAAUAGGUUUUAUCUAUGGAUAUUUAUAGAAGUUCUUAUUCUUUU